AUGCCCAAGGAGCGGCCGCUCUGGCGGGGCCCGGCCUUCCGCCUCUGCCUGCUCUCGGCUGCGCUCUUCCUCUGCCUCCAGCUGGGCAUGAGGCGAACCUGGUGCCCGGAGGAGAAGCCCCAGGGGCCGGCGGCGGCGGCGGCGGCGGGGCGGGCGCCCCCCCCGGCCCGCGGCACGGAGCAGCACCCGGGCGCGGCGGCGGCGGCGGCGGCGGCGGCGGGCAGGCGGCGGGUCACCUACGUGCGGAGCAGCCGGCGGGGGAGCGCCGCGCCCGGCUGCUGCCCCCUGCAGCCCCCGGGCGGUAGCCGCAGGAAGACUGGAAGAUGGCACAUUGAACUACAGCCAUGGGCAAGUCCAACGCCUUCCCUCAACUACGAGGCCUUGAGGUUCCUGAAGUACAUUAGCACUUCUCAGAUUUCAUGUGAACACAUGAACCUGAACAGCCUGAGAGGGUACUCUGAAACCGCAAAGAAGCCCUGGUCGCUCUGUCUUGACGAGAGGUUUAGCCUCAUUCAUCGAAUCAGAAGCAAGCAAUGCCGUCUCUAUUCCCUUGGGCUAGGCAACGAUGACAACCAGUUUGAGGUCAGCAUGGCCAACAGUGGAUGUGAGGUGCAUCGCUUUGACCCUAGCAUCAAGUCAGCCCACGUUCAGGAGGGUCGGCACCUCUGGUAUCAUCGCCUGUCCAUUGACUGGAGGGAUCCCAAUCCAGCCAUUGCUGCUCAUAAACUUCACAGCAACACGAAGAAGCUGGGCACAAUAUUGAACGAAUUUGGACAUCAGAAGAUUGAUGUCCUCAAGGCAGAUGUGGAGAGCGCUGAGUGGAAAAUUUUGGAAAACCUGAUCCUGGAAGAUGUUGUUGAGCAGAUAGGACAGCUCGUCUUUGAGGUGCACAUCCACUGGCCUGGGUUUGAGGUCAGCGGCAAUGACAGCACCGUCGUGCGGUACUGGUACAGUCUGCUCCGAGAACUGGAGCUGAAGGACUUCAGGCUUUUCCAUACCUACAAAGACUUAUCAAAACCACAGAUGUUUCUGAAAAAGGAAGCUUUCAAUGCCAGUAGCUGUUACACACUGAGCUGGGUAAAUACAAGAUGGAAAUAGCAGAAAGGAAUUUAUGAUGUGUGACUGUGAGCCAUCUGGCCCCAUAGCGUUAUUGAAGAGGACUUUGGCGUCACUGGCUAAAGUUGCUAAAUAUGCACACAGUGACUGCUAACAAAAUGGACUGGCUUUUAUUUUUAUAUGUUGUCAAAAGAACUGGCACAAGGAGAAGAUACAUGGUGCAAAUUUGUAUAGCAAUAUAUUUGCCAGCGGGUACACUGUCUCAGAGGACAGAGGUUUCUGUAAAGGUUUGUCUGGAGAGGCUGUUAAGCACAGCUUUCCUAGGCUGCCCCGUGCCUGAGUGUGCCAGCACAGAGGGCAUCCUUCUGGGGCUGCCCCGGGAAGCUCUGCUCACUGAGCUGCGCUGGCCCUCAGGCAGGAGAGUGCUUGUGAGGAGGUGCCUUUCUCAGGAAGGGUCAAGUGUUACUUCUCUGUAAAGCCAUCGUCUUUGAUUUGCACCUUCUUUACUUUGGCCUUGUUUCCUAUGGAACAAAUUUUAGGCAAGAACAAUAUGUUCUUGAACCCACUGGCAAAUUUCAGCUGAAUUUGGCAGAGGCAGAAAUCACCACCAAACUAAAUUCCUACCUGUUUCAUUGAGCAGCUUCUGAGUGCUCUGACUUUGGCUCUUUAAGGCAGUCUGGCUGUGGGAAGCGGGUUCAGCACUUUUGACAUAGGAGAUUGUGGGACAGAGAGACUCAGCUGCUGGAAAAGCUGCCACCAGCACUCCCCCUCCUCACCCUCCAGAGGCUUCAGCCACAGCAGACGGGGCUUCCCUAGUUCAUCUGCUCAAAGAACAGCUUGUUUUAAAUUACUCUUGCAAUGGCUGUAGCAAAUGGUUUUUCAUCUAGCGAGAUACUUAUUUAAAAGAGCUGAAAGUGAAACCUGGUCUUUUUCGUUGUUUUGUUUUGGGGUUUAGUUGAGUAUUUUGCUGCGCGCCUUCUCCAGCGCUGGGCCUGGAUGCCUGCUACCUCCUCACCACCUCCCUGGUCUGGCCACCUCUCCCUGACAUGAGGAGGCCAGACCCUGGGUCUGCACCGAUGCUGGCAGAGGUGGUGGCACAGGCAGGUGCCCUGGUCUGCAGCCAUGCUGGGGCUCUGCAGGCUGGCAUGCGGGUUGUCUGCAGCGCACUCCCAGAAGCCAGCCUUGGCCGUUCCCUGAGGAGCUAAGGAAUGGGGGGAAGCUAAAAAAUAUAUAGCAGUUUGGGUUUUUUCCUCUCUCUAAAAGAAUUUUGACAUUAAACUUUGCAUUAAAA
Molecule: messenger RNA, 2347 nt
Organism: Gymnogyps californianus (California condor)
Lineage: Eukaryota; Metazoa; Chordata; Aves; Accipitriformes; Cathartidae
Gene: METTL24
Product: methyltransferase like 24
Exons: 5
Coding region: 1-1098 (365 amino acids)
Source: RefSeq, a predicted model, not a curated record